CCACAGAAUCUUUCCCCAACGAACCAGAUCCUCUUCCUCCUAUCUCGAUUUCACCAGCACAGAAUCCCACUCGAUUUCACCAGCACAGAGAAUCCCACGGUGAGAUGGCGACACCGCGGCGGGUGCUGUCGGAGGAUCUCAUCGGCGAGAUCUUCCUCCGCCUCCCGCCGGACCAUCCGGCAUGCCCCUUCCGCGCGUCGGCCGUCAGCCAGGCGUGACGUACCUUCCUCACCGACCCCGACAUCCUCCGCCUCUACCGCCAGCUCCACACGGCGCCGCCGGUUCUGGGCUUCCUGCAGCACACCGGCCGCCCCGACAGCCCGUUCGCGCACAUCAUAACCACCGCCACCCCCUCGCCGCCGCUCCGCCGCCCGGACAUCGAGUGCUCGCUCUCGCUCGAGCUCGACUGCCGCCAUGGCCGCGUGCUGUUCCACACCAUAAACCCCCUCGGCCUCAUCGUCUGGAACCCCGUCACCGGCGGCCACCACUUCCUGCCCUACCAGCUCGACCAUCCCCAGCCUGCCUUCAGCCACUUCGCCGGAGCGGUGCUCUGCGCCGCCGACGGCUGCGACCACCUCGACUGCGGCGAGGGCCCCUUCCGCGUGGUGUUCGCGGCCACCGUCGACGAGGACGUCGACGUGGUCUUCACAUGGGCGAGACUCUACUCCUCGGAGUCCGGAUCCUGGACCGCGCCGGCCACAGUCUACCCCGGCGCCCUCAUGGAGUCCCCCGACGUGAUGGGCCCGAGCCUGCUCGCCGGCGACGCGCUCUACUUCACCCUGGACCUCCUCAACAACCGCACCAUUCUCAGGUACGAUUUGGGCGGGGGCGCCCUGUCGGUGAUGGAACCUCCACCAUUGGUUAGGAGGGACACGUUCCUGGUAACGGGGGAGGACGGGGGGCUGGGUGUUGCCGCCGUGGAGGGAUACAGCCUCCACCUCUGGUCCUGGAAGGCUGCUGGCGGAUGGGCGCCGCCCAGGGUGUCGAUACCAUUUACCAUCGGAGACCCCAUCACCGAGCUCAAGGUGAUCGGCUUUGCGGAGAUGUCUGGUACCAUCUUCGUAAGUGUAAAUGGCGUAAUCUCCAGUGUCCAGAUGAGGUCUGGCAGAGUCAGCAAAUUCAGCAGGACCCCAGACUCCAACACUAUCUUUCCCUUCGAGAUGUUCUACACUCUAGCAGGAAUGCAGGGCGCAUAAGGAGCUCAAGUUUCUGGUGCAUGGUCUUCAACAUCAAGCUUGAAGCGUGUAGAGAUGAAGACAGAUAGCUUUCUUGGCCUUCCCUGCAAGAUGGUGACUGCAACAGAAUUGUAGUACUCUCUUUGUGCUUUUGGGAACUUGAGUUUGCAAUCAGAUUAGGAGAAUGAUAUGAUUCCUCAUGUUACAUCGAUGGUUUUCCCAUGAAUACAUGAUUACAAAGGUUAACUAUGCUUGUUUGAGAUUUUCAGUGUGGUUAAAGUUCAUCUCAUCUUCGGCGGCCUUCUUGGAAUUUUGAACUGAUGUGUGACUCUGCUUCUCUUUUCCUGAAGAAAGAAUCUGUGUGGGUCUGUCUCAGUACAAUGUGUCAAACAUGGUUUGCACAAGUAGCUUCAGAAUUUAAUUUAUUCAUGGACAUGUUAGGUGGAUUUGAAAAUGUUUGAAAUUAUGCUGGUAUGGUUUCAUUCUGUUUGUACAGUAUAAACUGAGUGAGUUUUUUAAAUGCAAAUUGAAAUUUCAGACUAAUAACCUAGAUAUCUGUGACCAAGUGCUGGUGGGUCCAGUGCUUGACAAACUAAGGUGCUCACUUCUCAGUCAAAGGGGAAGUGGGUUAUUUUUUUUUUGUGUGUGUGGAACACCUGUUUAGCACCAAUGAGAUUAGUGCUGGCCUAAUUUUUUGACAUUUAGUGGUUCUGCUUAAGGGAUCUUAUCUCUACAAGUAUUUAGCAAGGUUGAUCAUGGUGUCAGGUUUUGAUGGACAUUUUUGUAAGUUUAUAACCAAGGUGUUACCCUACUCUGCGUUAACUCCAGAAUAUUUGCGUUGCCUUGGAAUUCUAGAAUGAAUAAUCGGACAUAGGCACCUGAAAUUGAAACACUGCAACUUCAUAAGCAUCAUGUUACUCUUGUGGUCUGUCUCAGUACAAUCUUUUAAACAUGGUUUGCACAAGUAGCUUCAGAUUUAAUUUAAUUCAUGUACAUGGUAGGUGGAAAUAGAAAAUUUUGAAGUUAUACUGGUACGGAUUCAGUUUGUUUGUGUUGUACUCCCUCCGUUCCAAAUUACUAUUCGUUUUGGCUUUUCUAGGUACAUAGCUUUAGAUAUGCAACUAUAUAUAUGCUAUAUCUAGAUACAUAGUAAAAGUUAGUAAAACCAAAACGAAUAGUAUUUUGGGACGGGGAGAGUUUAUAAACUAAAUGAGUUUUUUAAAUAAAAAAUUGAAAUUCCAGACUAAUAACUUGGAUACUUGUGUUAAGCAAGAGAUUUACUUCUAUUUAAUAAUUUUGUUUUGAAUUUAGUUUUAUCUUUUAAGAGUGGUUGUUCACAUUGGAGCUGUGGAUAAGAUGUUCUGCUGUUUGGUUAGCAUUAGCAAUAACUUGUUGGGUCCUUCUUGUUGGCCAAAGAAAAGAAGUUCAUUGAGAACAAAUGCUGCACCCUCAACCAGUUGAUAUUACUUUCAUAAUUUGUCUAUUUCUGUAACAUUGGGAGCAAUCUCUGCAUGUGAAGGACCAAUCACGGUCGCGUCAAGUGAUUGACUAACUUAGGUGCUCACAGUCACAUGUGAGCUUCUCAGUCAAGGGGAAAUGGUGAACAUCAUGGAUUGUUUUGGUGGAACACCUCUUUACAUCAAUGAGAUUAGUACUGGCCUAAUUUGUUAACCUUAACUGGUUCUUCUUAAGGCAUAUUAUCUCUUCAAAUUUUUAACUUGGUUCAUCAUGGUGAUAAGUUUUGAACCUUUUGCAAGGUUAUAACCAAUUUGUUCCUGUACUCUAUGUUUUGUACACUGCAUUUGAAUUCUAGAAUGAAUAAUUGGAUAGGGGCAUUUGAAAUUGCAACACUGCAACUUCAAGUGUCAUGUUACUCCUGCCCAGUUUUAGUUGGGCUUAACAUUUUGUGGCUUCAAAUGAUUGCACAAGAGAGACUUGUUAGUUUGUUAUGAUAUCUAGUGUGGGAAUGUGUUGAAUUUUCAAAAUAGUAUGUAUUUUAUAUUUGUGCAUCUCCAAACAGCAAUGGAUUUUAACAAGAUUAUUGAAUAGUAUGCAGCUUAAGCCUAGGAUCACAAGAAAACUGCAAGGAGCUCAGCCAGCAAGCUCAUCGGGUCAUCAGUUUUCUCUAAAACACUUAUCAUCCUAUAUCUUGAUUUCAGCUAUAAGUAGUAUGAUUUUUUAGAUUUUGUUUAUCAUCCUGGAUCUUGAUUUCAGCUAUAAGAAGUAUGAUUUUUAGAUAAUGGUAAGUAGUAUGAUUUAUUCUACUAGACAUUUAUUGACCAACUAGAAAUCAAGCCAUGCAUACAGAAUUUCAGAUACCAAGUCUUCUUCCUUGCUGCAGAAUAUGAUGUUUAUUGGGAUGCUGUGGUCGUUGUUCAAGCUCUGCUCCCCUGUCGAGAAUCCUGACUCCGAGUACAUAUGCUGGCCAAGGAAGUCCGUACCACAUCUCCGGCUUGCUACCAAAAUCUCUGAUUCGUGUACAUCUGACGAAACAGUCGCCAACGUUUGAGUUCAAGUUUACCAUUACCAACUAUCCUAUCUCAGAGUGUGUUCAUGAAAAAUUUAUCAGCCUAUCUGGUUACACUUUGACCGUCAACCAAGUUCUAGUUUUACUUCUGUUUCCUCAGUUCGCUGGCAUGAGCCCAGUAAGUCGAUGGAGGGUUAAUCCAUUUCUUCGGUGUGCUGUGUGCAUGCUCAGGACUAGUGAAGAGCGGGACUAGCUGUUACUUGCAGACAUUGUAUUCAGGAAAUUGAACUGAACAUUUUUCCUUGGUUAUUGUGCAACUGUGCAAGAGGUGUAAAUCUUGCUGUAAAUCAUCCAUUUCCUUAAUGGCUCUGGUUAUAUUGGGAAAAUAACUGUCAGUGUUGGUUUU
Molecule: messenger RNA, 4048 nt
Organism: Setaria italica (foxtail millet)
Lineage: Eukaryota; Viridiplantae; Streptophyta; Magnoliopsida; Poales; Poaceae
Exons: 2
Coding region: 720-1196 (158 amino acids)
Source: RefSeq, a predicted model, not a curated record